Messenger RNA from Equus quagga, 1758 nucleotides. RefSeq names its product adenosine deaminase domain containing 2 (gene ADAD2). Gene Ontology annotation, molecular function: tRNA-specific adenosine deaminase activity; double-stranded RNA adenosine deaminase activity; double-stranded RNA binding. The transcript has 11 exons. Lineage: Eukaryota; Metazoa; Chordata; Mammalia; Perissodactyla; Equidae. Bases 1 to 1758 code for a protein of 585 amino acids. The record is from RefSeq and is a predicted model, not a curated record. Gene Ontology annotation, biological process: adenosine to inosine editing; RNA processing. Gene Ontology annotation, cellular component: nucleolus; cytoplasm.
AUGGCUUCAGCAGCCGGCGUGGUCACCAGUUCGGAGGACAGCGGCCGCAGGAAACCCCGCCUGGCGGCGUCGCUGCAGAUCAGCCCCGGGCCCAGCUCCAGGAGGCCCCCCGCCAGCCUGGGCCGAGAGCCCUGGGAGCCCGUGCUCGCCCCCAGCGCGGAGGACGAUGAGGGGGACGGGCAGUCCCAGGCCUCGGCUGGGGACGGUGGGCCCUGGGCGGGGGCCGGAGUCAAGGAACUGGGGACAGCCCGGGCUUGGGACGGCUUGGGGGGCCGGAUGAGGAGAUCCCCGAAGGUCUCUGUCCCACCCUGCAGGCUGAGCCUGCAGCUCAAAGACCCCCUGCCGGGCCAGGCUGUGGCGGUGCUCGAGCAGUAUACGGCCGGCCUGGGCGUCUCCCUGACCUUCCGAGAGGACCAGACGGCAGGCUGCUGCUCCUCCUUUUCUGUGUGUGCCGAAGUGGAUGGGGUGGUCUGCCCCGCAGGCACCGCCAACAGCAAGCUGGAGGCCAAGCAGCAGGCGGCUCGCUCUGCCCUCCGCUACAUCCAGAGUCAGCUGGAGAGCCCGGAGCCCCCAGAGCCCCCCAGCAGGCCUCCACUCGCCCCCCUGAGUGUAGAGAACAUCCUGACCCACGAGCAGCGCUGCGCAGCCGUGGUCAGCGCUGGCUUUGACCGGCUGGUGGACAGGGCCUCACUGUACCAGGCCUGUAAAGGGACUGUGGCUGCUGUCAUCCUGGAGAGAGAGGUCCCCGGUGCCAGGGGCCACACCAAGGAGAUCUACGAGCUGGUAGCGCUGGGCACAGGUGGCAGCAGCUGUGCCGGCUGGCUGGAGUUCUCAGGCCGGCAGCUCCACGACUGCCACGGUGUGGUCAUUGCCCGCCGGGCCCUGCUGAGGUUCUUGUUCCGGCAGCUCCUACUGGCAACACAGGGCGGCCCCAAGGGCAAGGAGCGGUCUGUGCUGGCCCCCCAGCCUGGGCCCGGGCCCCCCUUCACCCUCAAGCCCGGGAUCUUCCUACACCUCUAUGUCAGCAACACCCCCAAGGGAGCUGCCCACGACAUCUACUUCCCGCCGUCGUCCAAGGGCAGUCUCCUGCACAGUCCGCCCUUCCGCCUGCAGGCCCACGUCCGCGGGGAGCUGAAGCCCGUUUGCUACGUGGCACCCGCGCUCCGUGACACCCACGUGAGCUGCCUCUCGGCCAGUGACAAGCUGGCACGCUGGGCUGUGCUGGGGCUGGGCGGCGCCCUGCUGGCCCACUUCCUCCCUCCCCUCUACGCCACCAGCCUUGUCCUGGCUGACCCUUGCCACGACCCCCCCACUCUGAGCAGCGCCAUCCACACCCGGCCCAGCCUAGAGAGCGUCUUGGGGCCAGGCCUGCCCCCUCCCUACGCCCGGACCACGCUGCACCUGUUUUCGGGCCCCCCUGUGGCCCCUUCUGACCCCACCCCCAACACCUGCCACGGCCUGAGCCUCAAUUGGAGCCUGGGGGACCCCGACAUCGAGGUUGUGGAUGUGGCCACCGGGCGUGUGAAGGCUGAUGCUGCCCUCGGGCCUCCCUCCCGCCUGUGUAAGGCAGCCUUUCUCCGGGCCUUCCGCCAGGCUGCCCGAGCUCUCGGGAAGUCCCACCUCCUGGCCUUGAAGACCUACGAGGCAGCCAAGGCUGGGCCCUACCAGGAGGCUCGCCGGCAGUUGUCUCUCCUGCUAGACCAGCAGGGCCUGGGGGCUUGGCCCUCCAAGCCAUUGGUGGGCAAAUUCCGGAACUGA